Mucor mucedo is the source of this 838-nucleotide messenger RNA. RefSeq lists its product as uncharacterized. Bases 428 to 838 code for a protein of 136 amino acids. The record is from RefSeq and is a predicted model, not a curated record. The transcript has 3 exons. NCBI's taxonomy places the organism in Eukaryota, Fungi, Mucoromycota, Mucoromycetes, Mucorales, Mucoraceae.
UGCCCACCUAAGAAAGACUUUUAGAGGUGCCCACCUACAAACUAUAACUAGUCACAGGUGCCCAUUUUUCUUUCUGGGCACCGGUGCCCACCUAUGAAAGGCUUUUAGAGGUGCCCACUUAAGAACUAUAACUAGUCACAGGUGCCAAUUUUUCUUUCUGGGCACCGGUGCCCACCUAUGAAAGGCUUUUAGAGGUGCCCACCUAAGUUUGAAAUACAACAGGGUACAAUAAUUCAAUUUUAAUUGAUUCGUACAAAAAGUAUACUUCCACUGUCGAAAUCAUGGAUGAAAAAAAAAAAGCGUGUUGUCAGGGAAGCUUCAGCAAUGAUCAGGGGGUUUGUUUGGGGGAAUACCCAGUUCCAUCACUGAUGUUGACAGUCCACCCCAAUUCACAGACGGUGAUCCUGCUUGUACUAUAGAGCUGUUCAUGUUAUUUUUUAACAACAUGUCUGUUGAAUUCAAAGCACGAAUCGGAGGGUUGAAAGACAACGUGAGUCGCAUUCAACACUGCUCUGAAACCCACGAACACAAUUACAUCAGUGAUACACGUUUCGCAGAUCUUUUGGACAUGGAUGACUUGAUGCGAGACUUUUUAUUAGAGACGCAAGAUUGUCAGAGAGAAGAAAUUCCCCCUGCACAUACGAAACUGAUUGUAAAGGAACGAAAAUAUAUCAUUAACUCAAAACUCUCAAUACCAAUUACACGAGCAGAGUUUACUCUACCUCUUCAACAGGAGAGCAUUUCUUUACAGUCUGUUACAAAAUCAUCGAUGGCAUUAAUUUUCUCGUUCGUAUUGACAAUCUCGACAAGCAAAUCAAAAUCAUCACGUCAGACAUGA